CAAGGUUCAGGUGAAACAUCUGUGUCACCUUUAAAGGGUUUUUAACAUGAGCGUUUUCAGUGCCAUGAUCAUAAUGAAGAAGUUGCACAAUUUUGCCUUUAAUUUUCAUACGAAAUAAAUAUAUAUUAUAUUCCCUUAAAUUAUUAUAAAUAUUUGUUCAUUUCUUUUGUGGAAAUCAAACCAAUCUUUCAUAAUAAGUUUCAUUAAACCUUCAGUAAGUAGCCAAGAACCUGUACCGUAAGACCAUGAGUAGACCAGAAGGGACGCAUCAAUUUUCAAAGUGCGGCUGGCACGACCGGGUUUUCACAAACCACGGACCACAUGACCACUGUACCUCACUACUUAUGACACACUCAAAUGUUCUUCGUUAAUCUCUCGUCAGAUAGAGACGGCAUCGCACCGAGCCAUGGAGAAGCUUGUGUUGGUCUUCCUCCUUUGUUUUCUGGUGUGUUUGGGCACAGCUCAGCAACAUUUACGCGCAGGUGUGGGACCGUGGAGACACCGGAUUCAGUGGGAGAACAACGGUCAGAUGUACAGUCUGCUGAGCACCGGGACCCAGUACCGCUCCCCAGCACAGACCAGGAGACGCACCCAGCUUUUACUAACGACUAAGAACAGUUUCAACAGAGUGAACCUUCCUUUAGCGCCCAGUCGACCCACCAGAACCAGAGCCGGACUCCCAGGGAACGCAGUCUGGGUUCACCCACUCCAAAACGACCUCGGUCCAGUGGAUGCAUCUGUCCUUAGUGCUGAUGCUGGACAGUAUUUACUCGCCCAGGGCCGACCAGGGUCACCCGGGCGGUCUCCACUAAGAAUGAUCCCUGCCGGAGAGGCUGUGCCUUCGGGAUACCGUCCACACCAGGGUCCGUUGAAUAGCACCGCUGCCGCACUCCAGGAGUUCUCUGGCAGCGGGGUCCCGCGAGGUGGUCGGAGUACACCAGGAACUGAAGCUGGUGCACAACAAGUCCCCGAGAGCUCUGAUUCAAAUGCCCGGGCACCUGCCACAUCUGGGUCGGUCUCCAUGGCUGAGGAUGGCGGCAAUGCGCGUCGCAUCCUUCAGCAAACCCGUGUGGUUGAGGCGCCCGUUGCGCACAGUGCGCCCUCGCAGACAAGACUCACCCCGGAGUCAAACGUAGUUCCCACUGCGCCGUCCGGCAACUCUGUAGAAAUACACUUUGGUCCCAGGCCGGAUCAGGCACGGACUACAAGUGACCCAAGAGAUCCGCACAGUAUCCAUCACAGGAACUCGGUUUUCUACAACGUUUACCCACCAGAUCGCAGGAACAGGAUCACAGCGCGUCCUCCGCCAGGAACCGGCUAUGGCACCAGGUUCUUCCACAAUGGUCUUCCCGACUUGGUUCCUGAUCCUUAUUACAUCCAGGCUGCCUCUUACAUCCAGAGAGUGCAGAUGUAUGCACUCCGCUGUGCUGCUGAAGAGAACUGUCUGUCCAGGUCCGCGUAUCAUCCAAGUGUGAGCGACCUCGACUACAGGGUCCUGCUGAGGUUCCCACAGCGCGUGAAGAACCAAGGAACAGCUGACUUCCUCCCAGUGAAGCCCAGACAUGACUGGGAGUGGCACAGCUGUCACCAACAUUACCACAGCAUGGAGGCCUUUAGUAACUACGACCUGCUGGACGUCUCCACCGGACAGAAGGUGGCUGAGGGACACAAGGCCAGCUUCUGUCUGGAGGACACGUCAUGUGACCGGGGAGUACGUCGGCGCUUUGCCUGCACCGCUCACACACAGGGGCUCGGUCCUGGUUGCUAUGAUACGUAUCACGCAAACAUCGACUGCCAGUGGAUCGACAUCACUGAUGUGCCGCCAGGAAACUACAUACUCAAGGUGACAGUGAAUCCCUCCCAGCUCGUCCAGGAGUCGGACUUCUCCAACAACGAGGUUCUCUGUGACAUCACAUACACAGGAGGCUAUGUCCAGGCUAGGAACUGCAGGAUCACAGUGAGCUGACCUGACUGAAGACGACAACUUCACCACAGAAAUAUGUAGUAUAUAUAUAUAUAUAAGUGUUUACUGUUAUCAUAAUUAUCUCUGUUUGUAUUUAUGACAUGAUAUAUUAUAGCGUCAGACAAGCUGGAGUGAUGCUGUCUUUUUUGUUGGAUUAAAGAUUUUCAACUGGUAUUUGCUCAAUUCACUCAAAACAGAACAAAAACAGUCCUAAAAAUGAUUUAAUUUGUACCAUGUGACUGAAUCAGUGUUUACUCAAAAGGAAUCUGUGAUGCUCUUCUUCUUUGAAAUUUAAAAGCCUUUUCUUUUAUUUGACCAAAGUUCCUCUGUUAAAUGUAUAUGUAUCAUGGACAAUGUAUGUUACAAUACAGAAAAAGCAAAUACUCAUAUAUAUGAAUUUAGAGCAUAAUUCUGUGUAGAUUUUUCCAGCAGUGUCUCUGAAAAUGUUUAGUUUGAAGGGUUUUAAAUGGUUGAAAGGUUGUCUGCAUUUUUAUUGUAUUUUUAAUAAAGAUUGUUUUAAGUUUUUUGGGAAACAAAAGUACUAUUGAAGACUAUUUUUCCCUUUGGAUUCUAAAGAUCGAUGGGUUUAAAGCUUAUUAUAUAAAUAAAAUUAAAAUGAUAAUAAAAGGUAUUCAGUUCAGUUCAAUUUUCAGAGCCAAAUCAUAACCUAAUAAGGUCAUGACCUUAAAUUUAUAG
Pleuronectes platessa (European plaice) is the source of this 2659-nucleotide messenger RNA. It is a transcript of the gene loxl5a, whose product is annotated as lysyl oxidase-like 5a. Gene Ontology annotation, molecular function: copper ion binding; protein-lysine 6-oxidase activity. Bases 407 to 1966 code for a protein of 519 amino acids. Gene Ontology annotation, biological process: peptidyl-lysine oxidation. NCBI's taxonomy places the organism in Eukaryota, Metazoa, Chordata, Actinopteri, Pleuronectiformes, Pleuronectidae. The record is from RefSeq and is a predicted model, not a curated record. The transcript has 7 exons.